Scutellospora calospora is the source of this 486-nucleotide messenger RNA. The record is from the annotation of a GenBank genome assembly. Lineage: Eukaryota; Fungi; Glomeromycota; Glomeromycetes; Diversisporales; Gigasporaceae.
GAAAUCAAGAGAAUCAAACAUUCCAAAGCAAUUAGAACUCUUGUGGAACAAGAAGCUGUUAAGAAUUAUUCACCUCUGGUGAUAACUGUAGCUAUUAAAGAAUAUGCAACAAUUAAGCUAGGUCUUGGUUCUACUAAAGAAACUUUAGAAUUACAGGAUGUAGAUGCUCAUUUCUUUGCUAGUAUCGAAGAUAGUAACACUGUUGAGGCAAAAGAUAUUAAAAUAACAUUUUCUAGCAUAAGUGCUGGUGAACAAGAAUGUAAAAUAAUCCUCUGCGUUGUUCUUGUAAUGAGGAUUUGGUUAGCAAAAAUCUAUAAAAAAGAACCUCAGGAUAUCAUAAUUGCAGCGAUACAUAAAAGAACAAGAAUUGGUUGUGAAAAACUUGUUCAAGAUGCUAUUAACUCAGUGGGCCUUGUGAGCACGUCAACAUUUUCUCCUGCUUCUGCAAGUUACCUUUAUGAAUCUGCUGGAAUCUUAUCACAGUGA